Molecule: messenger RNA, 2355 nt
Organism: Aureobasidium musti
Lineage: Eukaryota; Fungi; Ascomycota; Dothideomycetes; Dothideales; Saccotheciaceae
Source: the annotation of a GenBank genome assembly
AUGGUUCAUCUACAAACAUGGUGCAUAGCUUUGGCCUACUACGCCGCGACUUGUCCUGCAGCUUUUGUGAAGCCUCCUAGCCUUGUCUCCAAGUCUGUACCGCUCGAUCUCUCAUCCUACUUGAACAACAAAGCCUUUGGCACUUUCGCAGGAGAAGCAGCAUUUGAUCCUUUGAACCAAUCUUAUCCUGCACCUAUAGUUGGGCACAAUGGCUCUUAUGUUUCUACACAAAGUGGGAUCAUCUAUAACUUCCCUGGCUAUACUGGGAGACACAAACCGGAUAAUGUGCUCUGUACCGGCCAAACCAUUCAAGUACCGGAAGGGAACUACUUUUCAGCCUCUAUACUUGUGGCCUCGGAUGUCGAACUCGAGACAGUCUCUGGUGAUUUGAUCUUUACCCAUAAAGACAAUACCACCUCGAUCUCCGAACUGCGGAGUGAGCCAUGGUUUGCUUUCUUAACCAUCAAUCGCGGAGAGAUCAUUCUUCCCUACAGAUACACGACCAAUGGCACGAACUUCAACACCACCCACAUCUACGAAUAUAGCUAUGCUCUGCCUAGUGACAAGCAACUGGCCUCGAUAACGCUACCAAAGACAACGAACACUACUACCGGCAGAUUGCAUGUCUUUGCAAUCUCGCUUUGGCAAGGCUCUGAGGUGUCUGUCCAAUCUAUUCGUUCCACUCAAAAAUGGCUCGGCAAUGGCACUCAGGUCGUUGAGGUCACGGUUAACAAUGCAGGCACAGAUUGUGUGUCAGGCAAAGGACUUGAUAUUAAACUGUCAGGUGGCAAUGUUACAACAAUCGUCCCAGGCCAUGUCAAAAGACUUUGUCCUGGUGAUCAAAAGCGCGUCAACGUCGGUGUCACCGGAAAAUCCAUGGGUGCAGUGGCUGUCACGUUAGAUGAUGGCUCGCUACAGCAAAUUCAAUCAUUCAAUGGAGUUGACCUCGGCCUCUCAGCAUGGACAUCUGAUCUUGACAACCUUGCGCAGCACGAGGCACCCGACUGGUAUGAUAGCGCCAAGUUUGGUAUUUUCAUACACUGGGGCCCAUACUCUGUUCCUGGUUGGGGCAAUUCGACUCCACAUGAGAGCUAUGCUGAGUGGUUUUGGUGGUAUACGACUCAUCAUCCUGAGGCAGAUGCCUCGGAUUUCUACAACUACAGAUUGCGGACCUUCGGACCCGAAUGGAAUUAUGACGACGGUUUUGUCAACUAUACUGCUUCGAAUUUUGAUCCGAAGGCUUGGGUGGACCUCUUUGCAGAAGCUGGAGCUAAGUACUUUGUCUUUACUACAAAGCACCAUGAUGGGUUCGCCAACUUCGACACUGGUCUGACAAGCAAUCGGUCCUCCUUGCACUACGGAUCCAAACGAGAUUUACUGGGCGAGCUCUUUGAUGCAGCGGCGAAACAUCAACCGUCUCUACGUAGAGGAACUUAUUUCUCGCUGCCAGAGUGGUUCAAUCCUGACUUUGGACCAUAUGGAUUCUCGCAGUUGGCUACCAACAGUUCUACGUCUUGGCCUGGUAUGCUUGCUAGAAACCCAUAUACGGGAUUCAAUGAGCCAUACACUGGUCAUGUUCCUGUGGACGACUUUAUCACCGAUGUCAUGGUCCCUCAAAUGGAGAUUCUUGCAUACAAUUACUCUACGGACAUCAUAUGGUGUGAUUGUGGAGCCGCAAAUGGCACCGCAGAUUUUGCUGCAGCAUGGUGGAAUAAGGCACGCACCCAAAACAGAGAGGUUACGAUGAACUCUCGUUGCGGACUCGCUCACACAGCAGACUUUGACACGCCAGAAUAUGCGACAUUCUCUACUGUUCAAGCAAGGAAAUGGGAGAGCAACCAAGGCAUGGAUCCAUACAGUUAUGGUUACAACCGAGCGACUGAACCAUCUGCAUACAUGAAUGCUAGCACCAUAGUGCGAGAUCUUGUCGACAUGGUCUCGAAGAACGGCAAUUUCCUACUCGACGUUGGACCCAGAGCAGACGGCACCAUCGUCCAGGAAGAACAGGACAACUUGCGAGCAGCUGGAAAAUGGAUCAAUGCUCAUGCAGAAGCCAUUUUCAACACUACCUACUGGUUCAUCACGCCCGAGGAUCCGACUGGAAAUAUCCGGUUCACGCAGACCAACGAUGCUUUCUACAUCCUGUCUCUCAGACAGCCAGCAAACGAGACAUUAGUUGUCGACGCACCAGUACCAAUCAUGCCAGGAGACGUGGUGACUACUGUUGGCAUCAAGAACAACACUAGCUUGAGGUGGUGGAAGACGAAGACCGGUGCUUUGAAGAUUCAUGUUCCACACAAUGCCACAAGUGCAGAGGAGUACUGCUGGGCCUUCAAAGUGGAAUAUCGUGCUUGA